Stylophora pistillata is the source of this 5243-nucleotide messenger RNA. RefSeq names its product protein mono-ADP-ribosyltransferase PARP14-like. Gene Ontology annotation, biological process: negative regulation of gene expression. Gene Ontology annotation, cellular component: cytoplasm; nucleus. The record is from RefSeq and is a predicted model, not a curated record. Gene Ontology annotation, molecular function: transcription corepressor activity. Lineage: Eukaryota; Metazoa; Cnidaria; Anthozoa; Scleractinia; Pocilloporidae.
AUGAAAAGUGCCGCUACUAAUAAAGCCACAGUUAUUCAAGUUCGAGAAGCUGGAGAUGAUAGCAUAGCUGAAGGUCAUGGUGCCAAUAAUGACCGUACCUAUGCUAAGGUCAUUUUAGUUCAAGAUGCCUACAGUGCCAGCGGAUCCUUGAAUGAAGACGCUCCGCCAGAUGAUCUUUGUGCAUACAGAUAUGCUCAUGAUGAUAACACUCACGCAACCGAAAGUGAAUACAGUAAUCAGUUCAAUAACAGCGAUGAAAGUGGCGCAACUACAAGUUUUCCCACAGGCGUUGUGCGAAAAGAUCUUGACUUCAACGAGGUUCAAGAAGGUGCACUCUCUCGGUGUCAUAGUUCCCAUGCGAGCAUGGAUUUACUAAAGGUAGACCCCAUGAUCUCUAAAUACAAGGCAUCAUGCAGUGACCGUCAUGAGGAACAUAUGGACGAUGACAUCACAGAAGAAACUGAUUUUCACCACAUUUUUGACGCAGACAAUGCUGCUAUUGAUGCUGACGAAGGAAACACUCGUAAAUUUGGCUUCCAUACAAGUGACAUAGAUCAUGCUGAGGCUAAAAAUACUGUUGAUGACGGCAAUGAUGGCGAAGACGUUGGUGGCGAUGGAGAUGACAGAGGAGGUAGUGGUUAUGGUGAUCGUCUUGCCGUUGUUACUGAUAGCAUCGAAGAAGAUAGUGGUAAUGACGAUGACCAUGAUUAUAGCCACGACGGUGAUGAAGAUGGUGGUGGUAGUGGCCGAGAUGUUAAUAUUGAAGAACAUGGAGUAAACUGUGGUGAUAAUGACACUGAUGGUGAUGCCAAAGACGACCACGAUCAAAAUGGUAUCGAUGAGUCCAGUGGUCAUAGUAAUGGUCGUAACUGUCAAGUAUUCUUAGUUGUAGACCCUGAGGUGAUUCGCUACAUUUUUGAAACUGUGCAUAAAGAUGAGUUCAACAAAUUUUUGAAAGAGCAAGGAAUCGAGUUCGAUUGGAAGGAUGGAAGUAAUCUCGCAAACUUUAACUGCAUCGGUGAUACCGACCAGGAAACCUUGACUUCCCGCGUUAGAGCUGCACAGUCGUUUGUCGGCAAUUUUCGCAAGUAUGAAAUUCCCAUGGAAAAAAACAUUUGGAAAGCUGUCAAGAAAGACCUCCUUCCAACGGAUGGAUUUCCAAAGAUUCAAUAUCUCGAGGCGGAUUUGAAGCUGAAGGUUAUCGCAAAGGACCCUGAGGGCAAAUACAGGGAACUUAUUGAAGAAAAAUUGCCCACAAGUUCAACCCGUUUUCACUAUUCUAAAGGACAUAUUUCGUUACUUAAGAAGACAGACUUUGUUCAAAACAACGUAAAAGAAAAAUGUAAACAGGUAGACGUUUACCUUGAUGAAGAGAACGAAGAAGUUCGCCUACAGGGUCCAAGACAUGAGUUAGAUUCUGUUAAGGAAGAAUUCUUAAAGCAAAGGCAAGCUACUCAUGAAAAAAGGUUAAACGAUGAACUAAGUCAGAACGUAGUACGAUUUCUCGCCACAGAAAAAGGCAGAAAUGCAGUUGAAGAUGUUUUGCAAACUCAUAGAUUUAAAGCCGUCAUUGAAUUCGAAACCUUUGCCGGGAAAAAGUUUGCGAAAAUACUUGCAAAUUCUGCCGAAGAUUUGAAAGAAGCAGUUGCUCGUACAUCCAGAAUAGUUCAUGAGGAAGAAGUAGAGGUUGAUGAAAAAAAUUUGACUUUGAAAUCACAUCCUGAAUGGAAUGAGCUUUGUUCGAAUGAAAUGAAAAAGAAUCCUGGUAUGAGCAUUCAAGGCCCCGAUAGACCCAGCACUCUGCUCAUAGGAUUUACAGAACAAGUUAAAAGCUCAGCCAAAAGGUUGCAACAGUUUUUGGAUGAAAAUUCGAUCAGAACAGAGCAAAUCCAUUGUCGAUCUUGGUUAAUCAAGCAGUACAUAAAAGUGCAUCGAGAUAAGGACUUGCGUUUGAAAGAAACAGAACUGGUUCAAUCAAGUGUGGAGUUUUUUGCCGACGAGACAAAAGAUGACAUAUUUCACAUUUCAGGCCAGGGGAACGGUAUUCAUGAAGCGAAGAAAUUUCUUACUGAGAUCAUUAACAACACAGAAGUCAACUCCUUCACCAUUGAACAACCAGGCCUUAAAAAAACCUUUGAACGGAUACGGGACGCACUUCUUACGAGUUCAGGAACGCAUUGUCUGCUUGUCACCGAAAGUGUAGAGGAGAUGAUGCAAAUCACCACGGCCAACGGACAAACCAUCUGCAGAAAAAUUGGGAAUAUAAGCGAAGAACGGGCGCAUACAGUGGUGAUUCCUACUGGAGAAUGUUUCGACGCGAUCAGGAUGUCUUAUCUAUCCGUGAGUCCCGUGUCAGAGUCUGUACCAGUCGGAGGAACUUCCUUGUCACCUCGUUACAUUGGUUUGCCAUUUCAGCGUGUGAUUCAUACGCACUGUACUGAUUGGAGCGAAGGUUUGGGAGAGAAGACUCUAAGAACUAUUGUCAAGGAGUCACUUCAAAAGGUUGCGAACAUUGGAGGGGGUUCGAUUGCCUUUACCGUUAUUGGAACUGGAAGACUCAGAUUUCCUGCAAACGAUGCCUGUAGUAUCAUGGUAGAUGAAGUACUGAAGUUCUUCCAGAGCAACUCAGAAUCUUGCUUCAAAGACGUGCGGCUAAUCGCAUUCCAUCAAAACAAAAUCACGAGCGAAGCACUUCGCCAGGUGUUGAAGAGCACACAAGAGAGUGAUAAAAGAAAAACAAUGUUCUCGAUGCCUAAGCCUGUCAUUGCAGUCCAUGAAGAAAUCCGUCGAGUUAGCGUUCAGAUCAAACGAGGCAAUUUGAUUCAUGAAAACACUGACGCUAUUGUGAACGUUAUCGGUCCUGAUAUGAACAUGAAUGCAGCGGGAGAUUUGAGCAGGAGUCUAGCAAAAGCAUGUGGUCCUAAAGUACAAGAAGAAUGCAGACUGCAGUCACCACAACAGGCGGGAGAGGUGGUUAUGACAACAGCAGGGAAUUUGCCAACGCAAUCCAUCAUCCAUUUAAUUCCAAAAUCAAAAGAAAAUAUCUCAAAGUGCAUAGAAAAAUGUUUGCAGCUUGCCGAUAGGAAAGGUUUAGGAUCCAUCUCCCUUCCUGCGAUUGGAACUGGAGGAUUUGGAUUGUCAGCCAAAGAAUCCGCAAACGUCAUCUUCCAGGCACUUAGCAGCCUUAGCUUUACCGGCCACCUCGGACUUGUCAGUAUUGUUAUAUUGCAUGCGCGAAUGAUAGAGUCCUUUCGACAUGAAAAGGAAAUGCGCGCAAUACCGUCGUUAGCAUCAGCAGUUACGAAAUCUACCCAUACGCCGAGCAUUGCACUGCAUAUUGAGAUCUUAAAAGGAGAUUUAACUCAGCAACAUACAGACGCCAUUUUUAAUACCAUUAACACAGAUAUGAACAUGCGCAACGCCGGGCGAAUAAGUUCCGCAAUUGCUGAGGCCAGCGGUCACCUAGUAGAGGACGAAUGUGCAAAAUUAAGUCCGCAGCCCGGAGGAUCAGCUGUGAUUACAAAUGGCGGGAAGCUGAAAGCACGUCAUAUCAUUCAUUUAGUCCCCCUUUCCUCCGAUAAACAUCACCUUCAAAUGUGCCUCGAAAAUGGUCUUCGACUCGCCGAAAAAUGUGGGCUACAUUCAAUUUCAGUUCCAGCAAUCGGCACCGGUGGAUAUGGUUUAACAGCCACGCAUUCAGCUAACAUGAUUUUUCAGGCCCUUGAAAACGUUGGCAAAGAUUGUGUGAGCAUUCGUCAAGUGAACAUCGUAGUAUUUAAUGAUGAAAAGAUUCACGACGCUUUUAAAAUUGAGAAAGACAAAUUGCAGCAAAAUGUUCGUGUGGAUAGAAUUGAAACUCAACCAAUGACGCAAAGUGUUAGAGUCUAGGUCACCGGAUGUGAUACCACAAAAGUGUCCAAGGCAGUUGAAGAUUUGACAAGUGGUUUUUCAAAGGAAUGCAAAGAAGCCAAAGUAAAAGACGUCGGAAUUGCACAACUUUCAGAAAGUCAAGUCAACUUGCUAAUGGGUGAAGCACAAGAUUUGGACAUUCAGAUGGUCUUCGACGCCACGAAAAAUUGCAUUAAAGUACGUGGGGACGCCAGCGAGGUACAGAUUCUGGUUCCAAAGAUUUACGAAGAGAUAAUCCAAAGACGAGAAGAAUUACAAGACGAGCAAGAGGAGGAGAACGCCAAGAUGAUCUCCAAAAUUGUACAGUGGUCGUAUGAGACCAAGGAUGGGAUGGAAACUCAGUUUGACUUGCGUACGAAUUACAACAUCGAGCUGGCUCACAAUAAAGGAAAAACAAGUGUAACUUUGCCUUUCAAAGACGACAAUUUCUCCAUUGAUCUGAGAGAAAUGACUGCAAUGGGACAACAAUAUGGUGAAGCUAUUAUUCUAAAACGAAACCGCAAAGAUGCAGAAGGAGUUCCAUUGCCAGAACACUGGUCCCCAAUGACGACUGAUGAAGAUUUUGAAGCUGUGCAGCUGGACACCAGAUCAAAAGAGUAUCAACAAGUCGCUAACAAAUUGUUAUCUGCUGCCAAAGCGAAUCUAACGAUUAAAAGAAUUGAACGUAUACAAAACCUUUUUAAGUAUAAGAAGUACAUGUUGACAAAGCUAAAAAUGGAAGAAAGAAAACAUGGCGGAAGCAAUGAAAAACAUCUGUUUCAUGGUACAUCUAGUAAAAGCUUCACUAGCAUCAACAAAGAAGGCUUCGACAGAGGCUACACUGGAAUUCACGGAAAAAUUUAUGGCAGUGGUGUUUACUUCGCAAGGGAUGCACGUUAUUCCGAGAGCUACACAGAGGCUGAUGACAAUGGUGACCGGUAUAUGUACCUUGCUCGGGUACUUGUUGGAUCAUUCUGCCAAGGCACUCCAGAAAUGAAAAAACCUAAGGUUAUCGAUUCAAACGGUUACGAGAUCUCGUUCGAUUCGACCGUUAAUAGGACGGUAAAUCCUACGAUCUUUGUGGUGUUCACUGAUGAUCAAUGUUAUCCUGACUACUUAAUAACUUUUAGAUGAAGUCCAUAAAUCUUAACCGUUACCAUCCGAGUAUGAACUUAUCACGGUCUAAGUAACUAGCUGUUGUAUAAUUGUAUCAAGGCUCAGUUUUCUAGAGUUGUCGUCUUGUUUUGAACUAGAACGAAUAAGCUGUUUUCAUGUUUAAAAUGCUUGCAUGAAAUUGUAACAUGACCAAAGUAAAGCGCGCGCUCUGAUUGGUCAAUUUAGCGUCCCCCAUUUGC